GGAACUGUGGAUAAAUCCGCCGACAACUGCCGGCGCGAGAGAUUCAACUUCUUGUUUCCUGACUACUUUACCAUUUUGUAGAUAGCAGCGGUUGUAAUUACCUGUUUUUUGUGUCUUUUAUUGUUUUAUUACUAAGUUAUUGUGUAUUUUAAAUGAACAUGGACUGCGUAGAUUUUCCAAGAGUCCUACCGAACUCACCGAGGAAAGCCCGGGGACAAAUUCAGGUCAUCUUUGGACCGAUGUUUUCAGGCAAAAGCACUGAACUGAUGAGAAGAGUGCGCCGUUUCCAGAUAGCCCAGUACAACUGCCUGGUGAUCAAAUAUGCCAAAGAUACACGGUACUCCGACGCGGGCAUGGCCACUCAUGACAAAAGCACAAUGGAAGCUGUACCAGCAAAUUCUCUGAGGGAUGUGCGGCCUCUGGCACUGCGAGCUUGUGUGAUUGGAAUCGAUGAAGGACAAUUUUUCCCAGAUGCUGUGGAGUUUUGUGAGGAGAUGGCUAAUUUGGGGAAGACAAUCAUUGUAGCUGCCUUAGAUGGAACCUUCCAGAGAAAGCCGUUUGGAAACAUCCUGAACCUUGUUCCUCUGGCGGAGAGUGUAGUGAAGCUCCACGCUGUCUGCAUGCAGUGUUUCAAAGAAGCUGCCUACACCAAGAGGAUAGGAGCUGAAAAGGAGGUGGAAGUGAUUGGUGGAGCAGACAAAUAUCAGGCGGUGUGCAGAAAGUGUUACGGAGGUCUGAUGGUUGACAAAGAAAACAGUUCUCCCUUCAGGAACGAAACUCCACAAAAUGCCCUCAUAGGAAAACUCGUGGACAGCGGUGUUCCCAGGAAGCUCUUCUCCUCUCUACAUCUCUGAAGACGAAACAAAGACUUGGUGCAAAAGCUGAGAAAUUUAAUCAAGUGUGUGUGUGUGUGUGUGUGUGUGCACUGUUGAUGUAGUAGUUUUUAUCAACUGAAUUGUGUGUUUGGGAAUGGAAGCAGAUUGCAGAGUAAAUGGGUUUUUAUCUGAAAUAACAACUGAAUCUUUAAUUAUUAGUAUGUCUGCUAAAGAAUUUAAUCAAAUCAGAUCAUUUGGUUUGUAUUUGGUGUCUAUUUGAUAUAUAUAUAUAUUAUUUACUUGAAGCACUUAAUAACCUUGAAUCUAAGUAAACAACCUGCUGUCAUAGAAUCCAGUGUUGUGGUGAUAUCUGUAACAUUUGUUUAGGUUGCUUUUGACAUCUUUAACUGUAGCAUUAGUAAAUGUAAGGUGUUUAACAAAUGUAUUGACAUUCACAAGGCCAUACUCAAUGGAAACACAGACUCAAAGUUUUACUAUGUAUUGUCAGUAAAAUGUGUGGUUAAACUCGUUGCCAUUUCUGAGGAAUUCUUUGCUUUUAAAAUGUAAAUGUUUAGUGCAUACUGUGAUAUGUAAUUAAAUACACUCACAAGCAUCUGAGGCCUAAAAUAACCUGUUUAAAUCCUGGCAGACUCAAAGGCUGUGCUGUGAGCUGUUGUGUUGGAAUGGGAAAGUACAGCAUAUCCUCUGCAAACUAUAUUAAACUUGUACUACUGCAGCAUAUGAAUGAAGCAGCAUGCACAAGAUGCCUGAACCUAUGACUUUAUUCAACAGUUGUGCAUCCGUGACGUUGACAUGAAGGCAAAAGAACAAACUGAACUUGGUCAAAAACAAAAGUGGAAAUGAUAGAAAAACCAAUGAACCAAGCACAAUUUGACAAGUGUUUAUAAAACCUGCAGACCAUGCAAAUCAUUCCAGUCUCACAUCUAAAACAUAAAACUGUGUGUUAACCCAAUUAUGAUUAAUGUUUAAGCAAAAGCAUAAAUGCAGGAUACUUUGUACUUGAUAUGUGCAGCAAAUAAUCACACUACAUUUUUGUCACUGAGGCAGACAUGGCUUACUUUGAAGCUGCAAACAGGAAAUAAUAUUGAAGAAAAAAAUCUAGUAGAAACAUUUCAAGCUCCUUUCACUGACAACUUCAGGUUGCCAGUUUUGAUUUCAAGACUUUCCACAGUAUGGAAAUUAACAAAAACCAUUCACGCACAGCAGUGAGGGCAGCUGUGAUGCACAGCUGCUUAACCUUGAAAUAACUUCAAGAUUUAAUCAUGGCACAAUUUACUGUCAUUCACCA
Molecule: messenger RNA, 2124 nt
Organism: Oreochromis niloticus (Nile tilapia)
Lineage: Eukaryota; Metazoa; Chordata; Actinopteri; Cichliformes; Cichlidae
Gene: tk1
Product: thymidine kinase 1, soluble
Exons: 7
Coding region: 153-854 (233 amino acids)
Biological process (GO): thymidine metabolic process
Molecular function (GO): thymidine kinase activity; ATP binding
Source: RefSeq, a predicted model, not a curated record